AUAAUAAUUAAUUGUAAGCAAAUGAUGAGGAUAGCCACUAGUUUGUUGACAAACGGUGGUAACCUUUCAAGAAAAUACGCUACUACUGUAGCUGAUUACAAAAUUACUUGGGUACGACCAGAGAAAGUGUCGUAUUUGUCAUCUGAAAAAUCUGGUGAUCAAGGAUUAGAAAUUGAUGUUAAAUCAUCUGAUUUUGCCAAAAUAUACAAGGAGUUACCCGAAUUGAAAAAUGCCAGUGAUAUUGUUAAAAAGAUAUUUACGUUACAAUUUCUACCUCGCAAAGAAACAAUUAAUAUUAGAAGAGACAAAAUCUUGGAAUUGGUUCAAAGGCAUAGAUUAGAUCAAAAUUCACCAGAAGCUAUAAUUGCCAUUAUGACUAAUGACAUACAUCAGUUGCAAGAAUAUUUAACGAAAUAUCCCAAGAACACGAAAAUGAAAGUUAAAUUGCUAGAAACAAUUGCAAAACGAAGGAAAAUGCUCAAAUAUUUACGGCAAUGGGAUUAUAGACGUUUCGAAUGGAUCUUAGAGAAACUUAAUCUUGUUUACAAACCAUUACCCGAGUUACCUUAUCAGGUUACCAGAAAGGAUUCUUUAAGACGUUUAACGGAAAAGCAUUGUAACGAAUUUGUGCAAGAAAAAUUGGAUAUUUACAAAAAAGAAUUGAAAAAGUUACAAAAGGAUUUUUAUAUAGAAAAGGCAGAGAAGCUUGCAUUUAUCAGGGAGGAAGAAAUAGCAUGUGGAUUACAACCGUCAGUAAGCGAGGAGGAUAUUGCAUACACUAAGCAGAAAGCAAAAGAAUGUCAAACAUAA
Molecule: messenger RNA, 810 nt
Organism: Atta colombica
Lineage: Eukaryota; Metazoa; Arthropoda; Insecta; Hymenoptera; Formicidae
Gene: bonsai
Product: 28S ribosomal protein S15, mitochondrial
Exons: 4
Biological process (GO): translation
Cellular component (GO): ribosome
Molecular function (GO): structural constituent of ribosome
Source: RefSeq, a predicted model, not a curated record